Zingiber officinale is the source of this 2591-nucleotide messenger RNA. RefSeq names its product endoglucanase 9-like. The record is from RefSeq and is a predicted model, not a curated record. The transcript is spliced from 6 exons. Lineage: Eukaryota; Viridiplantae; Streptophyta; Magnoliopsida; Zingiberales; Zingiberaceae. Gene Ontology annotation, molecular function: hydrolase activity, hydrolyzing O-glycosyl compounds. The coding region runs from base 514 to 2388 and encodes 624 amino acids. Gene Ontology annotation, biological process: carbohydrate metabolic process.
CGCACCACUGGCUUCAAGAUUAAUCAAUGGCCGGGGCUGGCACAGAAAUAAACUAUGCGGCCUGCCUCACCCCCCAUGUGCUGCGACGAGUUCAAUCCAAAAUUCCCGAGCAUCGGUCCAGUUCAUGAACGUUGUCGUCGUCACACCAGUCACCAGAUUUCGCCAUUGUUGACCCCUGCUUAGAUCUCCUAUAACAGCUUCGUUUUCCAGCUGGAAAAUUAUUAAAGCAGUUAGCUUUUCUUCUAAGCUUAUCACUUGUUUCGCUGGCCACUGUCGCCGUCUCCAGCACUCAAACGGCGGGGCUCAAUCUCACCAGCUGCUCGCCACCACCACCCACUCCAUUCUGAGAGGAGAAGGAAAUUUUUAUAAAAAUCCCUGUAGCUCCGCUUGCGUCGCUUCCAAUCUUCUCUGCUGUGAUCAUCCACCAAACACUCGCCUUGUGCGUCUAAAAAAAGGGCGAAGGGGAGAAAGGGGAGGGAAAAUUGUGAUUUUGAGGGAGAAGGGAGGGGGAGGAUGAGUAUGUACGGGCGUGAUCCGUGGGGCGGGCCGUUGGAGAUCUCGCACGCCGACUCGGCCACCGACGAUGACCGGAGCCGGAACCUGGACCUGGACCGGGCGGCGCUGUCGAUGACGUCGCGGCAACUGGACGAGACGCAGCAGAGCUGGCUCCUCGCCGGGCCCGGCGACCAGGGGAAGAAGAAGAAGAAGUACGUCGACUUGGGGUGCCUCAUCGUCAGCCGCAAGCUCUUCCUCUGGACCGUCGGCGCGAUCGUUGCCACCGCCGCGCUAGCCGGCCUCAUCACGCUCAUCGUCAAAACUGUGCCGCGCCACCACCGGCCCCGUCCGCCGCCGGACAACUACACCCUCGCGCUCCACAAGGCCCUCAUGUUCUUCAACGCACAGCGAUCUGGACCGAUUCCGAAGCACAACAACGUGUCAUGGAGGGGGAACUCCGGGAUGAAGGAUGGCAUCUCGGAUCCGUCCCACGGGAAGAGCCUUGUGGGAGGAUUCUACGACGCCGGCGACGCCAUCAAGUUCAACUUCCCUUCUUCCUUCGCCAUGACCAUGCUUAGCUGGAGCGUGAUCGAGUACAGUGCCAAGUACGAGGCCGCCGGCGAGCUCGGCCAUGUCAAGGAGAUCAUCAAGUGGGGCGUCGACUACCUCCUCAAGACCUUCAAUUCCUCAGCUGACACAAUCGAUCGCAUCGCUGCCCAGGUUGGGCAAGGAGACACUUCCGGCGGUACAAGUACAACUCCAAACGACCACUAUUGCUGGAUGAGACCGGAGGACAUCGAUUACCCAAGGCCGGUCCUCGAGUGCCACAGUUGUUCCGACCUCGCCGCCGAGAUGGCGGCUGCUCUGGCUUCAGCAUCCAUCGUCUUCAAGGACAACAAGGCCUACUCUCAGAAGCUCGUCCACGGCGCUGCCACACUCUUCAAGUUCUCAAGAGAGCAAAGGGGGCGGUACAGUGGCGGCGGCUCCGACGCAGCAAUCUUCUACAAUUCCACUAGCUACUGGGACGAAUUCGUGUGGGGUGGCGCGUGGAUGUACCUCGCCACCGGCAAUUCGUCCUUCCUUCAGCUGGCCACCCACCCGACGCUCGCAAAGCAUGCCGGCGCUUUCUGGGGUGGACCGGACUACGGAGUCCUCAGUUGGGACAACAAGCUGACUGGUGCUCAAGUACUUCUCAGUAGAUUGAGAUUGUUCUUGAGCCCAGGGUACCCUUAUGAAGAAAUCCUGAGAACUUUCCACAACCAGACUGGAAUCAUCAUGUGUUCUUACCUUCCAAUCUUCAACACUUUCAACAGAACAAAAGGAGGCUUGAUACAGCUAAACCAUGGAAGGCCUCAGCCCCUGCAGUACGUCGUCAAUGCAGCUUUCCUCGCAGCUCUCUACAGCGACUACCUUGAAGCCUCCGAUUCUCCAGGGUGGUACUGCGGCCCGAACUUCUUCCCCACCGGAGUCCUCCGCGACUUUGCGCGAACCCAGAUCGACUACAUCCUUGGGAAGAACCCCCGGAAGAUGAGCUACGUCGUCGGAUUCGGUGGGCGGUACCCGAAGCACGUUCAUCACCGCGGCGCCUCGAUUCCGAAGAACGGGGUGAAGUCCAGCUGCAAAGGGGGGUGGAAGUGGAGGGACACGAAGAAGCCGAACCCGAACACCGUCGUCGGAGCGAUGGUUGCGGGCCCUGACAGGCAUGACGGGUUCCACGAUGUCCGGACAAACUACAACUACACGGAGCCGACGCUUGUGGGCAACGCCGGUUUAGUCGCCGCCCUGGUGGCUCUGUCCGGGGAGGCCAGUGGAGUGGACAAGAACACCAUGUUCUCGGCUGUCCCGCCGAUGUUUCCGAACCCUCCGCCGCCGCCGACGGCGUGGAAGCCAUGAGAUAGGAGAAGAUGCUAGUUCUUUUACGUGUACGAUGAUGAUCCUUGUAGUGGAAUGGUCGAUUGCAUUCCUUCGUCGAAAGUGGAAGAGAACAGCCUCCUUUCAAUUUGACAGCUGCAUAUUUUUGUCAGUGAUUAAAACAUGGCCGUGUAAUAAGAUCUAUAGAAUUAAGCUUGAAUUUUAGUUUGUAGUUGUUUUCUUGA